CGCCGGUCUACAGGUGGCAUGGAUGGAAAGGCAAGGGCGGUGUUCGCUUGCAGCCGCUAACACUAAGAACUUUACUUAAUCUCACUUCUGAGGGAGAAAAUAAUCGGCUAAAUACGGCUCUACAGAACUGAGGAGUAAAGAUGGUGAAACUUGGAGGAAUCAAUCUGGAAUCGCCUAUAGACUUACCUGUUAAACUACCAUUUGAUACGUCAAAUAUCCCAGAUAUAAGGAAAAUUAAGGAUAUCGACCCAAAGAAAGUGUUUGUACGAGGAUUGGUCAAAUUUGGCUGGACGAAGGAAUAUUGCUUGAAUCUACGAAAAAGCGCAGUGUGCAGCAAGUCGUGUUGGCAGUGCUUCUGUAUCUGUUGUUCUCGUAUUCCCGUCGUCUCAUUGAUCGCAGCAUUCUGGCUUGCCCUCGGUUUCACAGGGUUUAGCAUUGGGUUGUAUGAAGGGGUCUUUCAUCUUAACAAAUGGCUCAAGAUGAGUAUCAUUGACACAGCGAGGUUUGGAAUACUUGCUCUGGGGAUAUUCCUUGGCAGUAUGGGAUUCAUGGCUUUACUCAAUGGUAUAGCAGCUACGGGAAGAACGAGAUACUCUGUCUACACUGGUUGGAAAUCAAAAUUAACUGGACGUUGUUGCAUUUUCAUGUUGUUUGGCUGGCAUAUGAUUGUGUGGUUAAUCUGGACCAUCGUUGGACCCCUUCUUCUCUUCCCUGUCAUCUUCAUGGGGAUAGGGUUUGCUGUCUGCCAAGUCAAACUCGUUAAACAAAUCGGAAAAACUUGCAUCGAGUUCAAGGAAUAUGGUAUUGAUGAUAUCGUCAACACAGACGUCGUGUGUGGGACAGAUCUAACUGAAUUCUGUACCGCGAUAACUGGUGCUACGCCCUACUUUGUCGCAGCCUUCGUCGGGGGGAUUUURAUUAUCAUCGGUGUGAUGAUCAUGAUAAUGUCUCUAGUCAUUAACUUCGUGAUAGUCCACAAACACGUCAAGGAAGAAAAACCAUCCGAGUACUCAACCUGCAAGGCCUGUUGCUACAUACCAGACCCUGAGAAGUAUGAUGACUGCUUCCCGGAACCGGAAGUGGAAGAGGUACAACUGUCAAUGAGGGAGAAACUACAACGGAAACACGUGACUCAUGAUGGUAAUCAGCCCAACCCUCACGGCCAACARGAAUGGUCGUAUAUUUAUGACUUUGAAAACGAACCUGAGCCCGCAGGCAAGAGGUACUAGGACCAAGCAUGCAUAUUAUGACAUCACAUGACGUUAGACGUACAUGUYUAUGCUGAUUCAGUCUUACUCAGAGAAAAUCCUAUACUUAAGAAGAAGAGUUUAAUCAACUCUCUAACAAUAAAAACAAAACGCAAUCUGCUGUACAACUAGUUUGCUUGCUUUGCCCAGUCUUACUCUCAUUUGGUUCAGAUUAGAGUAAACAGAACCCGGGCGAUAGCUUAUUAUAAAGUAAUUUUUAAAUCGUACUUUGAAAGAUUUAUCUAAAUACCUUAAAAAUAAAGAUAGACUUUGAGACUUUUUGCAAUAAUCCAGCUUCGCCACACAACCGCAAAUAUAUCGAACCAUACUGCUUACACUGUUUAGAUAUUACCAGCAGCUCAGUUUUCGUCAGUAGAAUAGGAAACUGCUGAGCGAUUUGAAAAUAACUCGACGCGCCCCUAAAAAUGUUAAAAUACGUAUCUCUGUCUUUCUCAAGCAAGUAGUCUUCAGAAUAAAACCCACAAUGACAA
Molecule: messenger RNA, 1738 nt
Organism: Actinia tenebrosa (Australian red waratah sea anemone)
Lineage: Eukaryota; Metazoa; Cnidaria; Anthozoa; Actiniaria; Actiniidae
Biological process (GO): neuron projection development
Cellular component (GO): plasma membrane
Source: RefSeq, a predicted model, not a curated record